This is a messenger RNA of Daktulosphaira vitifoliae (grape phylloxera), 1417 nucleotides long. RefSeq lists its product as uncharacterized. The coding region runs from base 2 to 1381 and encodes 459 amino acids. The record is from RefSeq and is a predicted model, not a curated record. The transcript has 2 exons. Lineage: Eukaryota; Metazoa; Arthropoda; Insecta; Hemiptera; Phylloxeridae.
UAUGUUAUUUCACACAGUUUUUAAAAUCAUUAUAAUUAUUAAUAUCUUUGUUAAACCAUUUAAAUUGUCUAAUGCAAUAGAGACUGGUUAUCCGUAUGAUGUAAAACCCGCUGACAGACUUCGAUAUUUAAAAUGUUCAUACUUAUACAGUGGUUUAAAUCAUCUGGAACUAUCUAUAUUAAAUAUAAAAAUGUAUUCAAAUAACUUAAAAUUACCUACAGCUGUCUUCAACUCAUCUAAGUAUGCUAAUGUUGUUAGUAAACAACUAAGUUCGAUUUAUGGUAUUAAUGGUAUCGAAAUUGGUCCUUUGUGGCUAUUAAAUGCUUAUACGAAAACUGUUCGUAUUUAUGUAAAUCAUCCUAAGAUACCUAAAGUGACAAUGAAUUCCUCAACACAUGAAAACAUAUUAAAAACCUGUUAUUAUAUUGCAAGUAAGUAUAAACAAGAAAUCAUUAAUAACAAUUGUCCAGAGGAAAAUAUUUAUAACAUGAAAUACGAUGAGAAUUUUGAAAAUUCACUUCGAUUGGGUAGUUACUUUCAAUUAAUUAAAAAUAAUUGUUUUAAAAUGGAAAGCUUGUUUUUCAAGUACUAUAUUAAUAAUAAUCUUAAAGUGGAAUAUAUAGACAAAUUUAAUAGAUAUAAUAUAAUAUUAAAAAAAUUAGGAAUUCAUUCAAAAGCAAUUCAUAUUCUGCAGUAUACUUAUAACGUUCAAGUAAUGUGGGGAAAUUCUGAUUCAAAACUCAUAGAUUACUACUAUAAACCACAUGAACUUACUUGGUAUAAUGAUCAUCUUUUACCAUUUAAAGUGUACUAUACAUCCAUUUUUGAUUUAUUACAAAUUAUCAUGUUGAGGUUGACCCUUAAGCAUUUUAUGUAUCUGAUGCAACAAAAAGUUGAGUAUAUUGAAGCUUAUGUUAUACGAUGGAUAGAAAUACUUGAAGAAUUUGUAAGUUUGUUGCAAUCCGAUAACGUUUCAUAUAUUUCCAUCAUUAAAUCAGAAAUUGAGGACUUUGCCCGAGAAUUUCCAAAGAUUGGAAAUUUAGUUGACUUAGAUAAUGUUGCUUUCUAUCAUAAUACUUUUGUAAUGAAAUUAUUCAAUCUAUCAGAUAAAUUUUUAUACAAACUUUGUAUUGAUUUAGAAUGUAAUGCUAAUAAACCUUUAAAAUUGAAUGGUAAAGAGCAGUUUACAUUAAAUGCAAACGAUCAACGACGUUUAAUAAAUCACGACAUUAAAUCAACUAAAACAGUUGAAGUAUUUAGUAUUGAGAACACAGAAGAAUUUAUCAAUCAACUUAAAAUAUUUUUCGAUGGAAUUGAUUUUAAUGUAAUUCGAUCUUUCGUCAAUUAUAUUGAUGAAAUAAGUCAAUAUAAAUUGUUUUAAUUGUUAUUGAAAAUGUUAGGUGGUUUUAUGUGAAUA